AUGAGUGAAGAACAAGAUCCACUAUUAGCUGCUUUAAACGAUGAAGGUGCAGGUAAUAAUAGUACGGAAGAAAAUCAAACCACUAAUGAAUCUGCAGGUGAAGUCUCUAGAGAACCAACUUCUGUACCUGUCAUAGACCCCGAACAGGAACUACGUGAUAAGACAUUAUCCUUAUUUAAGAAGAAAUUGAUGGAGCAUAGACGUUAUGAUGAUCAAUUGAAGAGUCGUAGACAAAAUAUUAAAGAUUUAGAGAAAAAAUAUAAUAAGACAGAGAAUGAUAUUAAAGCUUUACAAAGUAUUGGUCAAUUGAUUGGUGAAGUUAUGAAAGAAUUAUCUGAAGAAAAAUAUAUUGUUAAAGCUUCAUCAGGUCCACGUUAUAUUGUUGGUGUUAGAAAUUCUGUCGAUCGUUCUAAAUUGAAAAAGGGUGUUAGAGUUACAUUAGAUAUAACUACUUUAACAAUUAUGAGACUCUUACCAAGAGAAACAGACCCCUUAGUGUAUAAUAUGACUUCAUUUGAACAAGGAGAAAUCUCAUUUGAUGGGAUUGGUGGUUUGACAGAACAGAUUAGAGAAUUAAGAGAAGUUAUCGAAUUACCUUUAAAAAACCCUGAAAUUUUUCAAAGAGUUGGGAUUAAACCUCCAAAGGGUGUCUUACUGUAUGGUCCACCAGGUACUGGUAAAACUUUAUUAGCAAAAGCUGUCGCUGCAACUAUUGGUGCAAAUUUCAUCUUUUCACCUGCUUCAGGUAUUGUAGAUAAAUAUAUUGGUGAAUCUGCAAGAAUUAUUAGAGAAAUGUUUGCUUAUGCUAAAGAGCAUGAACCUUGUAUUAUCUUUAUGGAUGAAGUAGAUGCUAUUGGUGGUCGUAGAUUUAGUGAAGGUACCUCUGCAGAUCGUGAAAUUCAACGUACAUUAAUGGAAUUGUUGACUCAAAUGGAUGGGUUUGAUAAUUUAGGACAAACUAAGAUUAUUAUGGCAACAAAUAGACCAGAUACAUUAGAUCCUGCUUUAUUAAGACCAGGUAGAUUAGACAGAAAGAUCGAAAUUCCUUUACCUAAUGAAGCAGGUAGGUUGGAAGUCUUUAAGAUUCAUACUUCAAAUGUUAAAAAAAUUGGUGAAUUUGAUUUCGAUGCUGCUGUAAAGAUGAGUGAUGGUUUCAACGGUGCUGAUAUUCGUAAUUGUGUCACUGAAGCAGGGUUCUUUGCAAUUAGAGAUGAUCGUGAUCAUAUCAUCCCUGAAGAUUUAAUGAAGGCUGUCAGAAAGGUUGCAGAAGUAAAGAAAUUGGAGGGUACUUUAGAAUAUCAAAAAUUAUAA
Molecule: messenger RNA, 1311 nt
Organism: Maudiozyma barnettii
Lineage: Eukaryota; Fungi; Ascomycota; Saccharomycetes; Saccharomycetales; Saccharomycetaceae
Gene: RPT4
Product: proteasome regulatory particle base subunit RPT4
Exons: 1
Coding region: 1-1311 (436 amino acids)
Biological process (GO): positive regulation of RNA polymerase II transcription preinitiation complex assembly
Cellular component (GO): proteasome regulatory particle, base subcomplex; cytosolic proteasome complex
Molecular function (GO): ATP hydrolysis activity; ATP binding; proteasome-activating activity
Source: RefSeq, a predicted model, not a curated record